CGAUAAGACAUUUUAUAUUUUUUCGCUAUACGAGCGUACACCAUCGAGCCAUGAUGAAUUGUGCGCCAAGGAAAGCUCUCAAGGUUUGGUCGACUUUUCAAUUGAGUGGUUUAAUGUUGAGUCAAAUCAACAUUGACAACUACCUUAUUUCAUAAUUUAGGUAGAACAUAAGUUAGGCAUACCUUAUUUCAUAAAUAUAUGUUAAAUUUCAGAGACUGGGCAGCGGCUCACUACUAGCAACACCGAUAUUGUACUCUAAUUAAUCACCUACAAAACCAAGUAGGUGUGGAGUUUUAUCACAAAAAUCUUGGUGUUAUUAGGGUGGAACCACUAAUAUAAAUUGUAAUUUUAUUUAGUAAGUUUCGGACGUGGGACUUUUAUAUCUUCAACAAUGGCUUCUUCAUUGGAGAGGAAAAGACAUCCCAAAAUAAAUCAUGUUGAGACUGAGGAUGAAAUUACGAAGGAAGAGGAAGAAGAAAGCUUAUGCUAUGCCUUGCAGUUGGUGGGUUCUUAUGCGCUGUCCAUAUCUCUGCAAUUAGCAAUUGAGCUUGGCGUUUUUGACAUCAUAGCCAAAGAGGGUCCAGGCGCCAAGCUCUCUUCGUCUAAGAUCGCAGCCAAGAUUGGCACCAAGAAUUCUGAGGCACCCAUGAUGAUGGAUAGGAUCCUCAGGCUCCUCACCAGCCACACUGUUCUCCAUUGCUCUCUUGUUGCUGCUAAUGAGGAUGAAAAUGGUGCGUCUGAUUUUCAGAGGGUCUAUAGCCUUGGCCCCGUAUCCAAGUACUUUGUGAAUGAUGAAGAAGGUGGUUCUUUGGUCCCCUUUAUGACAUUGGCUCAAGACAAGGUCGUCAAGGAAACCUGGUCUCAACUGAAAAAUGCAGUUGUUGAAGGAGGAAUUCCAUUUAACAGGGUCCAUGGCAUGCGAAUUUUUGAGUUUCUUGGUUUGGACCCCAGGUUUAAUCAAGUGUUCAACACAGCAAUGUUUAACUACACCACCAUUGUCAUCAAGAAACUUCUUCACAUCUACAAGGGUUUUCAAGACAAGAACCUCACGCAACUUGUUGAUGUUGGUGGUGGCUUUGGAGUGGCCCUUAAUCUGAUCACAUCUAGAUAUCCCCAUAUAAGGGGUAUCAAUUACGACUUGCCCCAUGUCAUAAAUCAUGCUCCUUCCUAUCCGGGUGUGGAACAUGUUGGAGGAGACAUGUUUGCUAGUGUUCCAAGUGGGGAUGGCAUUUUUAUGAAGUGGAUACUUCACGAUUGGAGCGAUGAGCACUGCCUAAAGCUGUUGAAGAAUUGUUACAAAGCUGUUCCAGACAAUGGAAAAGUGAUUGUUGUGGAAGCACUACUUCCAGCUAUGCCAGAUACUAGCACUGCUGUGAAAAGCACUUCCCAACUUGAUGUGAUUAUGAUGACUCAAAAUCCAGGAGGGAAGGAGAGGAGUGAACAAGAAUUCAUGGCCCUGGCAACUGGUGCUGGAUUUAGUGGCAUCAGAUAUGAAUGUUUUGUCUGUAACUUUUGGGUUAUGGAGUUCUUUAAGUAACCAAAGCAUACGAAAACUUACACACUAAAAUGAAGGUGUUAAGUCUCCAAGCCUAAUAAAAGAUUGCCAAAUGUUUCUUA
Molecule: messenger RNA, 1617 nt
Organism: Prunus avium (sweet cherry)
Lineage: Eukaryota; Viridiplantae; Streptophyta; Magnoliopsida; Rosales; Rosaceae
Product: cathecol O-methyltransferase 1-like
Molecular function (GO): O-methyltransferase activity; protein dimerization activity
Source: RefSeq, a predicted model, not a curated record